This is a messenger RNA of Engraulis encrasicolus (European anchovy), 3898 nucleotides long. Its product is annotated as proteoglycan 4-like. Bases 369 to 2312 code for a protein of 647 amino acids. Gene Ontology annotation, cellular component: membrane; extracellular region. The transcript is spliced from 16 exons. Gene Ontology annotation, biological process: lipoprotein metabolic process; lipid transport. The record is from RefSeq and is a predicted model, not a curated record. NCBI's taxonomy places the organism in Eukaryota, Metazoa, Chordata, Actinopteri, Clupeiformes, Engraulidae. Gene Ontology annotation, molecular function: lipid binding.
UCUCAAGUAUGAAAGUUCUGAGCUGUCACCACAUUCCCGCAUGCUUCGCUUCAGCUGAUGAAUGCACUGACGUAUAGGCUGCUCAACUGGAUGUCAUGCGCACCUUCCCUUUCCUUUUUUCUUGUUUUUUCUCCCUCUGGUCACCCAAUCAGCAAAGGCUGAAAGCUGCCCGGUUAAACUGGUCCGGGUGCAUAUGAUGUAUUUCAACACCCACACAAUGUUUUCUAACGCUCCAACAUUCGCGGUAAAGUCUCCAACUUGAGUUUAAUUUAAAAGAAUGUCAUAUGUCUGUGUGGAUUUGUCAGCCAGGACGAGCAAGAGUGGGAUAAGACGCCGCUUUGGGGGCUAGCAACAAAUCUAGAGAAUAAAUGGCAAAUCCUGAAGGCAGAGGAAAAGUGAAGCCAAGUCGUCCACCCCCUCCUCCACCGUCACCAAAAGGCCAGACCAGAGCUACACCUCAGAUACAACUGGACGGGCAGCAAUUAUAUGACAUCCCAGAGGAGACACAGCAGCCUAAAAUCAGAGCUAAAGUGAGACCCAGUCGUCCGCCCCCUCCUCCCCCGUCACCAAAGGCCCAGGCCCGUUCCCCACCAACACAUCAGACAAUCACCACACCUCAGAUACAAGCAGAUGGGGAGCUGUACGAAAACCCAGAUGAGACGCAGUCACAGGCCAGGAGGUAUGAGAGUGCUCAGGUUGACGGAGGCCAUGCGCAGCAGAGAAGCCCGAGGUCCAGCCUGCAUUCACAGCUCUCUCUGCCCACACAGCUUCCUCUGGCCAAGGGGCCCCACCAGGUUACCGGCAACUCGCAGGCCCAGAUUGUCCCUGCUGAGCCUCUGUACAUGGAUCCAGACGAAGAGCCUCAGUACACGGACCCAUAUGAGCCAACCUCCCCUGAGAAGGAGAAGACUGCCCCAAAGACUGGCCCAAAGCAACUGCAGCCUGAGAAGAACCCCCCUGGACCUGGUCCUCAGGAAAAGGAGAAGACUGGCCCAAAACAACUGCAGCCUGAGAAGAACCUCCCUGGACCUGGUCCUCAGGGUGGAAGCCCCGCUUUGCCUCCAAGACGUUCCCAUCACAGCCUCAAAAAGCUCACCAGGCAGAACUCUGUGGAGGAACUGAAGCAAGAACCACCAGAGGAGCCUUUGUAUGUUGAUAUAAUAGAGGAGCCCAUUUAUGUGGAUCCGGACGAGCUCAACCUUCCGGUCCUCACCAGGAAGCCCAAGCCUUCUCGGCCUCCUCCUCCCAAAAGCAGUUCCCUACUACGCCACUCAGCCUCUGAGUCAUCGCCUGUGGAGCCAUAUAAGUCACAGGCCAGGAGGUAUGAGAGUGCCCAGGUUGAUGGAGGCCACGCACAGCAGAGAAGCCCGAGGUCCAGCCUGCAUCCACAGCUCUCUCUGCCCACGCAGCUUCCUCUGGCCAAGGGGCCCCACCAGAUUUCCGGGAACUCGCAGGAGGAGUUGGACAUGCUAAUGGAAUGGUGGAAUACUACCAAAUGCUGGGAAAACAUAUAUGAAUCUGACAUCAACAGCAAAGUCCAAGAGCAAAACAAACAAACUCUUAUAUCUGAAGCCCAAAGGGUCAGGCUGGCCCUGCAUCUGUUCGAGUGUCUGCUGUUUCACCGGGUGAAGAUCUUCAACAACCACAUCACCCAGCUCUACGGCCUGGGAGACAAACUGGACCAGACCAACAAGAAGGCCAGGGUGGCGGGCAUCACAGGGGGCAGUGUGGCGGCUGCCACGGGCAUCGUCCUGGCCCCCUUCACUGCAGGCCUGUCCCUGGCCGCUACGGCCAUCGGCGUCGGGGUGGCGGUCCACGGUGCCAAGGGCGGCUCGUCAGCCAUCACCGACAAGCUGUACAGCGCCCAGGAGCGCAAGAAGGUACAAGAGAUCCUGCAGGAGCACCAGGUCCAGCGGCAGGACGUGGACGGCUGCCUGAAGUUCAUCCACACGGGCAUGGAGCGGCUACGCCGGUUCGAGCCCUCGGCGCAGUGCGACGUGGAGGAGGAGGUGGCGAAGAUGGCCCGGGUGGCACAGAUCCUGGGCAGCAGAACGACGUCUGGCAGCGGCGGCAGUGGUGUAGAUCCGCGGGCCGCCAACGGCUGGUCCCCAAGUAGCCUGCAGGCUCUGGCCACCAGCAUGAACAUCUACUUUGACGGAGAGGAGCAGCAGCAGGUGAAGAAGGGCCAGGAGACUAAGCUGGCCCGGAAGAUCCGAGAACUGGCCAGACAGAUGAAGUGUGGAGUGGACGAGCUGCUGCAGACCAGGAACAGGAUACGCACCGCCGUGGAGCAGGCAGAGAGGGGACACUGACCAGAGGAUAAGUAGGAUGUUCCUCCUUAUAUAGACUCCUACUUGUAAGGACUCCUACUAUUAGGCAGCUGUUGCCUAGGGUUAAAGAGACGGACUUUAUAUCAGAGGGUUGCCGGUUCGAAUCCCACCCUUCCACUCCCUGUCUCACUCGAUGGCUGAGGUGCCCUUGAGCACGGCACCUAACCCCACAUUGCUCCAGGGACUGGAAUCAAUACGCCUGUAAACAACUGUAAGUCGCUUUGGAUAAGAGCAUCAGCUAAGUGUAAUUUAAUAUAAUGUAAUAUAAGCAGCCUGCUUGGUUGUAUAUCUAUGCAGUUAUAAAACAGAGGCAUUGGGUCAUGCGCACCAAUGAUGCUUACACAAGCUGAUCACACACGCACCACUACAAUUAAUUGAAACAAAAAGUUGGGCCUCUUUGGGCCUCCACGAGUUUGUGCUUGUGUCCUCGUGCUUCUCUGGUGCCUUGCCUCUGUGGAGAAAAAGUGUUCCCGCCAUCAGCCUUGGCACAACAUCCCGAUUGCAAAUGAGGAAACGACCUUUGAAUUGCACUUUUGCUAUUAAACGUGCACUGUGUAAGAUUUUUAGUUGUUUAUUUCCAGAAUUCAUGCUACCCAUUCACUAAUGUUACCUUUUUCAUGCAUACUUACCACCACCAUCAAAUUCUAAGUAUUCAUUAUGAUUGGGAAAAUCGCACUUUUCAUACAUGAAAAGGGGGAUCUUCUCCAUGGUCCGCCAUUUUGAAUUUCCAGAAAUAGCCAUUUUUAUAUAUUUUCGUGGAUGUCAGCAAGCUAUUAGAGGCGAGUUCUAUUUUGUCGGAGCCGCCCAUUGACUAUCCAUGCUAUGCUCGUGUGAAAUUGGGUUUUGGGGGUCAGAUUUGUGUCGGAAGCGAAAAUGCUACGCAGUGCUGUCGGAGCCAAUGUGCGGAGGCCCUAAGUCUGUCCUGCCAGUCUACAAGCUUGACGCUACAGCCAGAGGGCCAGACUAUAUUUGUAUAUGCCAGUAUAUUUUCUUUUCUAUGUAUCGUUUGUCAUAUCAUUUGUCCUUCCUUGACUAUUAGCCCAAAGCAAUUUUGUAUUUUGUACGAAUAUCAGGUAUUUGUGGAUGCUAAUGUGUUAUUAUGCAAAAAUACUUAAUUGUACAAAAUAAAUGGAAAAUAAAAUUAUGCACCUAAUUUCAUCAAGCCAGUUUAGAAAUUCAGAGUUGAAGACCUGCACAUGGAUGUCAGUAAAAUAAAAUGUCAAAGCCCAAGCGACUAUACAGUACAUUUGGCACAGAUGAUUUGCAAUAUGGCUGUGGGGCGUGCUAAACCCAUUUCAUACUUUGAUCUGUCGUAAAUCUAAAUUAUAAAAUGUACUUUAAUACUGUGACCAGUAAUAAAAGUUAAGUUUAAAUAAUGAAGAAAAUCAAAUCUACCACAACUAAAUGUGCUCCUUGCUCCACCAAGGGCAUUUACUUCCUUGAAAAACAAACCCAAAAUACUUUCCUAUGCCUUUACUGACACUAGCGUAUCUGUCUUGAAGAAUCUCCUGAGAUCAUAUCUUUGAAAUGCAGACAAACAAACACAUGCAGUAGAUGCCUAUUUGUGU